AUGUCUAUCAAAGUUAAGCAAGUGAGUUCAAAGCUAGUACGACGAGUGUACAAUGGUGGUGAUGAAACAAAUCCUGGUUCUGAUCGAUUUGUUCCUCUUACUAUCUUUGACAAGAUAGUAGAAGAUGAUCAUGGGGCGAUCCUUUACGUGUAUAAACCACCAAACCCACCAAAUAUGCUAUUAGAAGAAGGUCUCCGGAAGGUUUUGGUUGAGUACCGAGAAUUUUCCUGCAGGUUUUCUACGAAGGAUGAAGGUAAAGAACGUGUGAUACUACUAAAUGACAAAGGUAUAAGAUUCAUUGAAGCAACCGCUGAUUGUACUCUUGACGAGGUUAUUCCAUUCACGCCAGCUACCUUAUCGAGUUUCAAUCCAAGUGAAAGAGGAGAUGAACUGGCCCUAGUUCAGCUCACUAGAUUCCCUUGUGGUUCAUUAGUUUUGCUCUUUUCGAGCAACCAUAUGGUGGCUGAUGGAGCUGCUGCAAGUCAAUUCGUUGUUGCUUGGAGUCAAGCUUGUCGAGGUUUAGAGAUUCAUCCACUCCCAUUACACGACCGGAAUAUAUUUGUUCCCCGGGAUCCGCCUAGAGUCGCUUAG
This is a messenger RNA of Papaver somniferum (opium poppy), 591 nucleotides long. Its product is annotated as agmatine hydroxycinnamoyltransferase 1-like. Gene Ontology annotation, molecular function: acyltransferase activity, transferring groups other than amino-acyl groups. The record is from RefSeq and is a predicted model, not a curated record. The coding region runs from base 1 to 591 and encodes 196 amino acids. The transcript has a single exon. NCBI's taxonomy places the organism in Eukaryota, Viridiplantae, Streptophyta, Magnoliopsida, Ranunculales, Papaveraceae.